CCACACAGCACUGAGGCCCAUGCUUCAGAAAUGGCAAUCGGCCAACCCAGCUAACUCAACUAACACCAACUGCCCCGAGACACUCUAUCUCUACUCAUACAUGGCCCCAGACUUCAUCCUCAAGAGAAGAAACUUUAAUCUCACUUGUACACAGGCGAUCGUCACAACGAUCCCCAUGUUCCUAAACGAAAAAGGGUGCAAGAACAAGACCAGGAUCGCCGUGGGAUUUUCAGAGGUAAAGGACUUAUUCAAAAAAGAAGCCUGUGAGGGUUAUUUCUUGAUGAAGAAGAACAAAAUACCCGCGUAUCACCUGAAUAGCACACUUCCAAACAAAGAACUGAACUGUAGUGGCGUAUCUGUCAGCGGUAACGCGGGUUAGUCCAAGCCGCAGGACCGGGUCGUGAGGGAGGACUCGCGUGGCAGUCCUGUGCUGCAACGAGAGGCUCUCUGGUCACGGCGAGGCAAGCGUUGCAAGAUGGACUGGCUCGGAAAACGGACCCGGAAUACGUCGGUCCGCAAGCUGUGUUGUUCAAGCUUGGGACUGGAUUU
Molecule: messenger RNA, 549 nt
Organism: Penaeus chinensis
Lineage: Eukaryota; Metazoa; Arthropoda; Malacostraca; Decapoda; Penaeidae
Exons: 2
Coding region: 20-379 (119 amino acids)
Source: RefSeq, a predicted model, not a curated record